AUGGCUGACAUAAUUCAGGUUGACAUUUAUGAGUAUCUUGGGAUCUCUUUCGAGAGUUCUGCAAAAGAGAUAAAGAGAGCAUACAAAAAUAAGGCAAAGGAGCUUCAUCCUGACAAAAACAAAAGCGACCCACAAGCAAAGGAAAAAUUUCAGAAACUUAAGGAGUAUUACGACAUUCUCCAGGAUCCGAAACUUAAGAUUGCCGCUGCUGAAAGGCAUGCUCAACUCGAUGGGGAGCGACGUCGUCUAAAGGAAGCUCUCGAGGCGAAGGAGAGAGAAGCCGCAGCGCGACGUAAAGAAGUUGAUAUAAUGGUCCAAAACGAAAAGACUGCUCAACGAAUUAGAAAGGAAUGGGAGGAUUACAAGGAGGCUACCGUCUAUGCCAAUCGAGAUGCGCGCUUUGAGAUCAAAAAAUCUACGAGGUUUGGUGGUCAUGUUGUUGUUAGUGUAAGGCCAUUCAACUGA
Messenger RNA from Hydatigera taeniaeformis, 465 nucleotides. The record is from the annotation of a GenBank genome assembly. Lineage: Eukaryota; Metazoa; Platyhelminthes; Cestoda; Cyclophyllidea; Taeniidae.